Molecule: messenger RNA, 654 nt
Organism: Aspergillus melleus
Lineage: Eukaryota; Fungi; Ascomycota; Eurotiomycetes; Eurotiales; Aspergillaceae
Gene: RPL10A
Product: 60S ribosomal protein uL1
Exons: 4
Coding region: 1-654 (217 amino acids)
Biological process (GO): translation
Cellular component (GO): large ribosomal subunit
Molecular function (GO): structural constituent of ribosome; RNA binding
Source: RefSeq, a predicted model, not a curated record
AUGUCCAAGAUCACAGUCGCCGGAGUGCGCCAGAAUGUCCAGCAGCUGCUCGACUACUCUCAGAAUGAGAAGAAGAGAAACUUCCUCGAGACCGUCGAGCUUCAGAUCGGUCUGAAGAACUAUGACCCCCAGCGUGACAAGCGUUUCUCUGGCACCAUCCGUCUGCCCACCGUGCCCCGCCCCAACAUGAGCCUCUGUGUUCUUGGUGACCAGCACGAUCUCGAUCGUGCCAAGCACCACGGCAUUGACGCCAUGUCCGUUGAUGACCUGAAGAAGCUCAACAAGAACAAGAAGCUCAUCAAGAAGCUUGCUCGCAAGUACGAUGCUUUCCUUGCUUCCGACACCCUCAUCAAGCAGAUUCCUCGUCUCUUGGGUCCCGGUCUCUCCAAGGCUGGUAAAUUCCCUACCCCCGUCUCCCACAACGAGGAUAUGUCCAACAAGGUCACCGAGGUCAAGUCCACCAUCAAGUUCCAGCUUAAGAAGGUGCUCUGCCUGGGUGUUGCCGUUGGCAACGUCAGCAUGACCGAGGAUGAGCUGGUCGCUAACACCAUGUUGGCCAUCAACUACCUCGUUUCCCUGCUGAAGAAGGGCUGGCAGAACGUUGGCAGCCUUGUCAUCAAGGCUUCCAUGUCUCCCCCCAAGCGUCUGUACUAG